Erpetoichthys calabaricus (reedfish) is the source of this 4455-nucleotide messenger RNA. RefSeq names its product lysine (K)-specific demethylase 1a (gene kdm1a). The record is from RefSeq and is a predicted model, not a curated record. Gene Ontology annotation, molecular function: protein binding; oxidoreductase activity; flavin adenine dinucleotide binding. The coding region runs from base 204 to 2735 and encodes 843 amino acids. Gene Ontology annotation, biological process: regulation of DNA-templated transcription. NCBI's taxonomy places the organism in Eukaryota, Metazoa, Chordata, Cladistia, Polypteriformes, Polypteridae. Gene Ontology annotation, cellular component: nucleus. The transcript is spliced from 21 exons.
GUACCGUUCCUGCUUUUUUCCCAUAUUUUAACUGACGGACAACACAUCCAAUCAACAGCUGAAGUUGUCCUAUCCGACAGCUCGAUUUACCAAUACGAAAGGGGCAGGGGCUGGACCCGUAGGCCCACAGAAGCAAGUGGAGGUUGUCUUUGUGUAGUGGCUGGUAAACUGCGGGCAUUCAUUGGAGAAACAUUGUUUCAUAAAUGAUGCUUUCUAGUAAGAAAUCUGAGCCAGGCUCCUCUUCUUCCUCUUCAUCCUCCCUGCAAGGAGGGUGUAAUGAAGGAGUCACAGACUUGCAGAUGCUGUCUCAACCAGGAGUUCCCAGUUCUACUGCCACUGCUUUGGAUAGUGGGUUGUCUGGUGACCGCACUCCUAGGAAGAAGGAGAGAGCAUCCCCAAGUGGGGAUCCUGCUGGACCACCUAUUUCUCACUCUGCUUCCAGCAACAUUGAUGGUGGAGGUGCAGACAGUGCAGAAGGACGCCGGACCAGCCGCCGCAAACGACCUAAAGUGGAAUAUAGGGAAAUGGAUGAGAGUCUUGCAAAUCUUUCAGAGGAUGAAUAUUAUUCAGAGGAGGAAAGAAAUGCUAAAGCAGAAAAAGAGAGAAAACAGGUACUGCCUCCCCCAGCUCCACCAGUAGAAGAGGAAAACGACAGUGAGCCAGAGGAACCAUCAGGAGUGGAGGGGGCAGCCUUUCAAAGUCGACUACCUCAUGAUCGUAUGACAUCUCAAGAAGCUGCUUGUUUCCCUGAUAUCAUAAGUGGCCCACAACAGACACAAAAAGUGUUUUUGUACAUUCGGAAUAGAACGCUUCAGCUAUGGUUGGAUAAUCCCAAAAUACAGCUAACAUUUGAAGCUACUGUCCAACAGCUGGAAGCGCCAUAUAAUAGUGAUGCUGUUCUUGUCCAUAGAAUACACAGCUAUUUAGAGAGACACGGGCUGAUCAACUUUGGUGUCUAUAAGCGUGUAAAACCCUUACCAACCAAAAAAACUGGUAAAGUAAUAAUAAUUGGAGCAGGAGUUUCUGGUUUAGCUGCAGCUCGGCAGCUUCAGAGCUUUGGGAUGGAUGUUACGGUUUUGGAAGCCAGGGACCGUGUAGGGGGACGUGUUGCUACCUUUCGAAAAGGAAACUAUGUGGCAGAUUUAGGGGCCAUGGUGGUCACCGGUUUGGGUGGCAAUCCAAUGGCUGUUAUUAGCAAGCAAGUUAACAUGGAACUAGCAAAAAUAAAACAAAAGUGUCCACUGUAUGAAGCCAACGGACAAGCUGGUGAACGAUGCACAAGUGUUCCAAAAGAAAAAGAUGAGAUGGUAGAACAGGAGUUCAAUCGUCUUUUGGAAGCCACAUCAUACCUGAGCCAUCAGCUUGAUUUUAACUUCCUCAACAGCAAGCCAGUAUCUUUGGGUCAGGCCCUGGAAGUGGUCAUCCAAUUACAAGAAAAGCAUGUAAAGGAUGAACAGAUCGAACACUGGAAAAAAAUUGUGAAAACACAAGAAGAACUAAAGGAACUUCUGAACAAGAUGGUGGCAAGUAAAGAGAAAGUGAGGGAACUCCAUCAGCAGUAUAAAGAGGCAUCUGAAGUGAAGCCACCCCGAGAUAUCACUGCUGAAUUUCUUGUUAAGAGCAAACACAGGGACCUCACAGCACUUUGCAAGGAAUAUGAUGAAUUGGCAGAGGCACAGGUAAAGCUGGAAGAGAAGCUGCAAGAACUUGAAGCUAAUCCACCAAGUGAUGUUUACCUAUCAUCACGCGACAGACAAAUAUUAGACUGGCAUUUUGCUAAUCUUGAGUUUGCUAAUGCAACUCCACUUUCAACGCUCUCCUUAAAACACUGGGACCAGGAUGAUGACUUUGAAUUUACUGGCAGCCAUCUGACUGUUCGAAAUGGGUAUUCUUGUGUUCCUGUAGCACUGGCAGAGGGUCUUGACAUAAAACUGAACACAGCUGUACGUCAAGUGCGUUACAUUCCCUCAGGAUGUGAAGUCAUUGCUGUUAAUACCAGGUCUACUAGCCAGACCUUUAUUUAUAAAUGUGAUGCUGUUCUUUGUACCCUCCCUCUUGGUGUCAUGAAACAACAGCCACCAGCUGUGCAGUUUGUCCCACCUUUACCUGAAUGGAAAACGUCAGCUAUUCAGAGAAUGGGCUUUGGAAACCUUAAUAAAGUGGUGCUUUGUUUUGAUCGUGUCUUCUGGGACCCCAGUGUAAAUCUUUUUGGUCAUGUUGGAAGCACAACAGCAAGCCGAGGGGAGCUUUUCCUUUUUUGGAAUUUAUACAAAGCUCCAGUUCUGUUGGCUCUAAUGGCUGGGGAGGCAGCUGGUAUAAUGGAGAACAUCAGUGAUGAUGUUAUUGUUGGUCGCUGCCUUGCUAUCCUGAAAGGUAUUUUUGGUAGCAGUGCAGUACCUCAGCCUAAGGAGACAGUAGUAACAAGAUGGCGUGCUGAUCCAUGGGCCAGAGGUUCAUACUCUUAUGUAGCUGCAGGGUCAUCUGGAAAUGAUUAUGACUUAAUGGCACAGCCAAUAACUCCAGGACCUGCUAUUCCAGGAGCAUCACAGCCAAUACCUCGCCUUUUCUUUGCUGGUGAGCACACUAUUCGUAAUUAUCCAGCAACUGUUCAUGGAGCCUUGCUGAGUGGAUUGAGGGAGGCAGGUCGCAUUGCAGAUCAGUUUUUGGGAGCAAUGUAUACUCUUCCACGUCAGACAACACCUGGGGUUAAUCCACAGCCUUCUGCUGGAAUGUAGAGUUUUUAUUAGUUGGUAUUGAAUAGAUAAUUAAUUGUAUGUUACCCACUACAUGAGAAAGUCAUCUGCUGUUUUUUUUCUUUCCAUAUAAUACAGUCAAUCAUGUUUUUUUUUCUCUUGCAUUUCAUCCUGAGAAAGUGUUACUGGGAAAGGAAUGCACAUAGCACACCCUUGAGUAAAUCUGUUUAGCCUUUUUAGCGAUAUACUCAAUGAAAAAAACAGCAGUGCAGUCCAUUCAAAUGGACAUGCUUAAAAUGAUGUUGAGUAUUUUUUAAUGAGUCUACAAAACUCUUGAGUGACUGAUCUGUGCAUUUGGAUAAAUAUAUAGAAAUGAAUUCCCUUAUCCAUUUUUAGCCGCAGAUUGAAAUAGAGGGUAAAAAUUUAAUAAAGCUUUGACCUUAAUAUGCAGUGUCAUAUGUAAGUAUUAAAUGUGUAUACUGAGUAAAAUCAGGAGACAUGUAAAUACCUGCCUUUCAUUCAGAUUACUAGCAUUCAGUAGUUAUGAUGUUAAGAACUGGUUAGUUCAGUUCAAUUAUAAUGGGUAGGAAUUGCUAGGUCUGUUAAAAUAGUAGUAAUGAACUCCAGAUAAAUUUUUUUUUAUUUUUUCUUAGAUGGAGGGUGGAUUAGAGGUUAAAACAGUGGCAUCAGCAAUAUUUCUCCUUGUCAAUGUGUCAAUUAAGUUUCCUUAAGGAAAAACGAUAGACUAUGUCCGGAGCUAAGCACAGAUAUACAGACUUCCAACUUGGAUCAGUUAGUAGUGUUGCAAAACGACUACUUGGUUAAGCAUGUAAUGCUGACUGGGAAAAGAUGUAUGGUAUUUGUAUGUUGAGUAUUUUUACUUUUUACGUUUUUGUAUUUUUUUUUGUUAUUGAUUUUUUUUAUUGUAUUUUUAUUGUUUGUUCAUUGCAUAUUUUUUAAUAUGAAAUUUAAUUUAGUAUAAAAAUAAAUAGGGUUUUGUAUUUGUAUUUUGGUUACUGUUUCUCUUUCUCAAAUAGCUCUAAUUUUGCUGCUGCUUUUACAUAAAUGGAAACUGGGGAAGUUUAUUUAAGACAUAAACCACGAAACAUUUCUUUACAAAAUGUCAUGAGAAUCUGGAAUAAACUAUUGGACCUUACCAGUAGUGGAAGCAAAGAUAUUUAAAAAAAACUUUGAUUGUCUGUUUGAGGUAAUGAUGUUAAUUUUCAGUAUGUUAGCAUACCCCUGUAAGGAUAUUGCCCAGAGCACUGUGUGGUUUGAGCAGAAACAGAAGUACAAAAAAAGUACUUGCUAUUAAAUUCUUGUGAGUAGCAGAGCAUUAUCGGGAGUUUGAUGGAUAAAGAGGUGCACAUGUGUAUACAAUUUAAUUAUUAAUAUAUGUGUUAUCUGUUUAACAAAAAGCAUUUUAGUAUGAAAAUUGCAUUCAUAUACAUUAUGACAGUAUCUGCCGAAACCUGGCAUAGGUUUUUGGCUAAAUCGUCCACGCCUACAUCCAAAUCAAUAUAUAUCCAGCUAAGCUGCAGCCUGAAAUUCAUCAGUGAAUGCUGCUUUUAAACAUAAUGUGAAGGAUUACACAGUAAAAUACCCUUUUAUUCACUGUACAUGUGUUUGUAGUCCCUCUUCAUUUGUGUUGUGUUUUGUCAUGCUACAUAUAUAUUUCAUUAAUGUUACUUAAAAAAAGAAAAAGAAAAAAAAACUUUCCAUUAAAUAAAACUAACCCCCAAGGGGUUAACAACUGUCAUCA